Molecule: messenger RNA, 1146 nt
Organism: Helianthus annuus (common sunflower)
Lineage: Eukaryota; Viridiplantae; Streptophyta; Magnoliopsida; Asterales; Asteraceae
Product: NEP1-interacting protein 1
Exons: 5
Coding region: 236-955 (239 amino acids)
Source: RefSeq, a predicted model, not a curated record
CAUCCGCUCUCUCCGAACAGAAUAUAAAUGUCCGAGAUUACAGUACUAAAUUUUCUCGUGGUUGGUGAUCAACAUGAAAGUCGCGAAGCUAUAAAUGCUUGUUGAUGGUUGUUUCUUCACGAUUUCUUUCAUCUCUUAGCGACUAAGUAUUCUUUCUCCUUCCAUAAUCAUCAUAAUAAUUUCCUAUUAAUAUUAAACACAAUUUCAAGAAACCCUACAACCAAUUCAUUCGAUCAUGGCGUUCUACUCAUACCCAUCUUAUUCUGCACCUUUAUUUUCACACAUUUCAUCUCUUUCGCUCAGAAAUUUUGUUCCAAAACUCAAAGAUUUGUUCACCCCUGCUGUUGCUGUCAUUAUUGGGAAUGUUUUUUCUGCAAUUUUCACCUUUUUCUUUGCCUUAGUUGGGAUUUUAUUAGGAGCAAUGACAGGGGCCUUAAUUGGUCAAGAGACAGAGAGUGGGUUUGUUAGGGGGGCGGCAGUUGGAGCAAUUUCAGGGGCUGUGUUUUCGAUAGAAGUUUUCGAAUCUUCACUUGUUUUGUGGAAGUCAGAUGAAUCUGGGAUCGGUUGUCUUCUAUACUUGAUUGAUGUCAUUGUAAGCUUGUUAAACGGUAGGCUUGUUCGCGAACGUUUUGGCCCAGCAAUGUUAAGUGCAGUUCAAAGUCAAAUGGGAGCUGUUGACACCCGCUUUGAUGAGCUCCAGAGCAUAUUUGACGUUGGCGGUUCUAAAGGCUUGCCCGAAUAUUCGGUUAAAAAAAUACCCAAAAUUACAAUUACUAGCAGCAACAAUGUGGAUGAUUCUGGGGAGAGAAUCUCCUGUUCUGUUUGUCUUCAGGAUUUUCAAGUUGGAGAAACUGUGAGAAGUUUGCCACAAUGUCAUCACAUGUUCCACCUACCAUGCAUUGAUAAAUGGCUAGUGAGACAUGGGUCAUGCCCAUUAUGUAGAAGGGAUCUGUAAAUUUGUCUUUUUGUUAGUUUCUGUCAGUCCCCAAAUUGAAGUUUUUUUAAUUUUCACAACAGGACCUUACGGUUUAUUUAUUUCUAGAAUUAAACCCUGCAUUUUAGCAUGUUCUGUUUUGUGUAUGUACCAUCGAGGGGAUAACUUACUCAUUUGUACAAAUAGUACAUGCUCUUUGCUCGUUGUUUUUA